Bursaphelenchus okinawaensis is the source of this 1047-nucleotide messenger RNA. Lineage: Eukaryota; Metazoa; Nematoda; Chromadorea; Rhabditida; Aphelenchoididae. The record is from the annotation of a GenBank genome assembly.
AUGAGUACAGUUUCGUCGGAAGUCUUCGUCGAUCAGCUUCAGAAGGUGGGGUUUCUUCAACGCUGAUGGUCUACCAGAUCGAACUUUUCGGACAUGUCAAAGUCACCGUUUUUGAACUUGUGGAACCAAACUUUUGUGGUGUCGUAACAGACAACUGAAGACCCUACAACACUGCAUAGUUCCUUCGUCGCUAUUGUUGCGUUGCCGUGUUCACGUAAUUUGAGAAGCAACACUGCCCGAACAUUAUUGUGUUUUUUGUUUUUAGCCCUGGGACAUCUCUUUAUACAGGUUGCCAACAGAAAGUUCUAGCUAGAACUGUCCAGAAUUUUUUUUAAAACUUUUGAAAAAUCGGCCAGAAACUUUCGCAAACAUCCAAUAAGUCACUGAGAAUAUUGAUUGUUUGUAAUUGAUACAAACAAUUGGUGACCCGACGUCCUACAUCGACCGACCGACCCCGACGUGGGCCGACCGACAUCGACCAACACCGACCAACCGACAUUUUCAUGUCAGGAGACAUUCGACGCCAGAUAGGCCUGGCAAAAGGCCGACUCCUUACGAAAAUCAACCGAGCUAGAGGAGGAUUUGAAAGUACGACUCAACAUCUCAACCUCGGUUACUCCAUCCCCAACAUUUUUGGCCAAGGUGGACAAUACUUCCGAAACACAGCCAGAAGUCAACACGGCUAUCGUGCCAAUCCUCAACCGAUCGUUUUUGCCAAAACUUCAAGUUCAAAGAUUUAAUGGCGAUGUUACUCAAUGGUUAAGCUGGCGGCCAUCAUUCUACUCCGCAAUUCAUGACCGCAACGACGUGGAUAACAACACCAAACUACUGUACCUGAAGGCUUGUUUGACAGGAGACGACGAAGAUGAAUUAUCAGGGGUUUGCUCACUUGGAUAUUCCUACUCGACCGUAAUUCACCGUCUUCAAGACCGAUUUGGGAAUCAAAGCCGACUGCGCACCCAGCUACAUACUCAACUGGCAAGUAUAAAACCGGCUGAAAAAUCAACUCCAGAUCUUCGAUCUACUUAUCGACUGUCGCUGCCGUAA